GAUUUAUCUAUCGCAGAAAUCAUGCGCAAUACAUAAGUUUGAAAGCAGUCUUACUUGAGUUACAAAUUUUACAAUACAUCUAGUUAGUUUAUUGGGAUAAUAUUUCAUUAUACUGGAUGUUCAUUGUGUUGGAAAGUUGUUAGUUUAAAGCCACCCCGCCAAGCAUGAUAAACACAAUAUAACUUCCAACAUCACAAUGAAUGUAUUUGAAGAGAUAAAAGAGAAGCAAAUAAUAUUCACUCGAGCGAAAUAUUUCUUUUCCGUCCCGUUCGACUUUCUCGCUCACGCAAUAUCAUUUCACUAAUAUAACAAUGUCAAUGUUUUCAGAUAUCUGGAGCACUAAUGACGCCGACGACGUUACGAACUACAUAUGCAACGUUUGUAAUGCCGGCUUUCGGCGAAUCGCCGAUCUCUACAAACACAAAUGCGGUCCGCCGCCGCGCUACGGUUGCCCCUAUUGUCACAUGAAGGGCAAUCAAUCGUCGAACAUUUAUCGACACGCUGCCAGUCCUGCGGCAGACAACCCUCCCACCUCCACCAGCAUCCUCGCGCGGUCCACGGCACCCACAAACGCGGCAGAAAAUCCUACGUUUGCCAGAACUGCGGCAAGACCUACAAGUGGUACAGUGGCCUACACCGGCACUUGACUUACGAAUGCGGCAAACCACCGCGUUUCCAGUGCCCGUAUUGCAACUACAUUGCCAAGCAUCGUUCCCACAUCUACUGCCACAUCAAGAGUACACACGCGCAAAGUGCCGUGUACGCGGUCGAUAUCCAGCAGAGGUCCGAUUGAGUGGUAUCGCGCGGUUGCGCUUAUCACCCGAUAAGCCUUACCUUUUAUUCCUUCUAUUGCCACGGGAUUUUCAAAA
Molecule: messenger RNA, 869 nt
Organism: Ceratosolen solmsi marchali
Lineage: Eukaryota; Metazoa; Arthropoda; Insecta; Hymenoptera; Agaonidae
Product: zinc finger protein 45-like
Exons: 2
Coding region: 425-793 (122 amino acids)
Source: RefSeq, a predicted model, not a curated record